Messenger RNA from Psilocybe cubensis, 885 nucleotides. RefSeq lists its product as uncharacterized. Lineage: Eukaryota; Fungi; Basidiomycota; Agaricomycetes; Agaricales; Agrocybaceae. Gene Ontology annotation, cellular component: nucleolus. The record is from RefSeq and is a predicted model, not a curated record. The coding region runs from base 1 to 885 and encodes 294 amino acids. The transcript is spliced from 5 exons. Gene Ontology annotation, molecular function: RNA binding. Gene Ontology annotation, biological process: RNA processing.
AUGAACGUUAACGCAAAGGGAAAAGAAAAAGCUAUUGAGGAGGAAGAGGAAGUUUCUGAGGAAUCUGACUCAGAUAUUUCGUCUUCUUCGAGCGUAACCUCAGAUUCAGAUUCAGAUUCUUCUGAAGACGAGGAACCAAUCACACAAGAAUAUCUCAAUUUACUCUUUGAAAAGGCACGUAAGAAUGCAGAGGAUGCCGAAAAGCGUUCACAGGCCAUAUCGGAUGAGACGGGGAAAGAAGAAGAAGUCAUCACACUCGACGACGAAAUGCAGAUACCUUUGCCAAAAUUAAAUCCAGGAAAGCUUCCUGCCCCUUACAUACAAUUGGGAGAGACCAGAUUCGACGGUCCAUCAUCCAUACGAGACCCAGAAGUUGAACGCACCGAGAAAGCAACUGCCUCAAUGUCGGUCCCUGCUCCCCCAUUACCCCCAGCAGAACUUUCGAAAUCAGGAAAGCCGCUCACGAAAAAGGAGAGAAAACAGAUAAAGAAUAAAACAGCUGGUCCAGAUUGGUUUGACCUUCCCGCACCAUCUGAAGCAGACCUUCCACGCCUGUAUCGUGAAGUUGAAGCGCUGCGUUUACGGAACCAACUCGACCCCAAACGCUUUUACAAGAAAGAUGAAGGUGAAGGCAAAGGUAUCAAAGGCCUUCCAAAAUAUUUUGCGAUUGGCACUAUAUUGCCUUCUAAAACGCCAUUUGGGACGCCCAGUGGCGAUAAUCUCACUCGUGCUAAUCGUAAGAGAACUCUUGUGGACGAGUUGGUGGACGACGCAGAGGCCAAGCGUUACGCCAAAAAGAAGUUCGAAGAUCUGCAAUCCGUUCGUGGAGCAAGGGGCAAGAAUACUCUUCAUGCAAAGCAAGCUGCACGGCGACCAAAGUGGUAA